Molecule: messenger RNA, 2607 nt
Organism: Puntigrus tetrazona (Sumatra barb)
Lineage: Eukaryota; Metazoa; Chordata; Actinopteri; Cypriniformes; Cyprinidae
Gene: ap4m1
Product: adaptor related protein complex 4 subunit mu 1
Exons: 15
Coding region: 1009-2337 (442 amino acids)
Biological process (GO): protein targeting; Golgi to lysosome transport
Cellular component (GO): cytoplasmic vesicle; trans-Golgi network; clathrin adaptor complex
Source: RefSeq, a predicted model, not a curated record
CACACACACACACACACAGAGCUAUGGCUGCGAGACCUGUACAAUGUUUUACCAUUAGACCUUAAACAGACUUUGGCUUUAUACAUUAAAGUUUCACUCACGGUAAUAAAACACAGGUAGUGUUAAUACCAAUACAAAAUCUCUUUUCUACAUUUACGACGAGCACUUUAACAACACGGUAAAGAAAACAUACCAUAAGAACAAUAAGUUGUCACAAACGUCUUUUUUCCACGUACUGAUAUGAAUAAAAAGUGCAUGGUGUCACACACAAAUACAGACAUCAUCAUAAAAGCAUAAAACGUAACUUAAGAUAAAAGUUAUAAGACGACAUGAUCUAUUUUACUUUUAAUAACGCAGGCUAGCUUUAAAUGUACAUUUAACAGUAACAGUUAGAUCUCAAUAGAUAUAUAGUUUUUCCCUGAAUUAACAGUGGCCUACAGUAUUUUUUUUUUUUUUUAACUAUAGCAUGUUUUUUACAGUUAAAUAACCAUUCCCCCUUUAGUGCAGUCCUUCAGCUAUGACCAAUGUUUGUUAAAGGCAAGCAGAGUUGUCAGAGAUUUCAGUUCAUGCCUCAGGCAUGUGUUUCAUGUUUUACCUCAGAAUGCUUCAUCCACCUAUGCUUGGCGUCCUUCUCCACCUAGACUUGUUAUUACUUCUGCAUGAAUAAGUACAGUUAUAUACGUUUCUUUUGUAUAAAAGAUUUGCACAUGUUAAAUCAUAAUGAAAAAAUUAAUGUGUAUAAUGUUUUGAGAGUCGCUUUGCCCGUCGUCGUCGCUAAGCGGCCGUUCGUAUUCCAGCUCAGUAGAUGGCGGUAAACGUGACGGUUGAUGCCUGAGUGCUCGCGAAGAAGAACAAACCGGCUGUUUACAGUCAUGACAGUAACAGUAAUGAAACAUUUGAGCAGCUAAACGGGUUAACGUCGUUCACACGGAAGAAUACAAAUGACGGCGGAUAAAGAAGCGGAUUGAUUUUUAAUAUUAUGAAAAAGAAUCGUGUGUGCUGAGCAAAAUGAUCAGUCAAAUUUUCAUCCUGUCAUCAAAGGGAGAUCACCUCAUAUAUAAAGACUUCCGAGGAGAGGAGAGCAAAGACUCCAUCAAUGUCUUCUACGAGAUGGUCACAGCUCUUAGUGGAGAUCAGCCUCCGGUCGUCAUGUCACACAAAGAUCUUCAUUUUAUCCACGUAAGGCAGGGCGGGCUUUACUGGGUGGCGUCCACCAAAACAAACCCAUCCCCCUUCACCAUCGUUGAGUUCCUCAACAGGUUAGCAGCUCUCACGAAGGACUACUGUGGCAGUUUGUCAGAGAAAUCUGUGCGAAUGAAUUUCGCUCUAAUUUAUGAGCUGCUGGAUGAGAUGGUGGACUUUGGUUAUAUACAGACGACCUCAACCGACAUCCUGAAAAACUUCAUUCAGACAGAAGCUGUUUCAUCCAAACCUUUCAGUCUUUUUGACCUAAGUAAUGUUGGUUUGUUUGGAGCUGAGACACAGCAGAGCAAAGUGGCCCCUAGUGUUGCAGCCAGCCGUCCUAUAAUGUCCAGUCGAGGAGAGCAGGGUGGAAAGAAUGAGAUCUUUGUGGAUGUGAUAGAAAGGCUGUCUGUUGUUAUUGGCUCCAAGGGAGUUUUAAUGAAAGCAGAUAUUCAGGGAGAGAUACGAAUAAAAUGUUUUCUCCCGACCUGUUCAGAGAUGCGGAUUGGACUGAAUGAAGAGCUCAGUAUUGGAAAGUCCCAGCUGAAAGGCUAUAGUUCAGCUGUGCGUGUGGAUGAAUGCAGAUUCCAUCAAGCUGUCAAAUUGGAUGAAUUUGAUACUUUCAGAAUUUUGAAAGUUUGUCCGAGUCAAGGAGAGCAAACAGUGAUGCAGUAUCAGCUGUGUGAUGAGCUGCCGUGUGCGCCACCAUUUCAGUUAUUCCCCUCUGUAGAGAAAGACUAUGUAAACAGGGUGUUGAUUUUUCUUAAACUUAGAUGUGAUCUUCCUCCUAAAAGUACGGCUCUUAAUGUUUCCAUCACUGUUCCUGUGCCAAAAGGCUCUAUAAGUAUGUCUCAGGAGCUCAGUAGUCCUGACCAGACCGCUGAACUUCAGCCGAAGAACAAAGCCCUGCUCUGGGAGAUCCCACGUUUCCCAGGAGGAGCGCAGCUGUCAGCAUUGUUUAAGGUGGAUGUUCCUGGUCUAAGCUCCGCCUCUUUGCUGGAGGUCGGCCCUGUCAGCAUGUCAUUCGAACUGCCCAAACAAACCUGCACCGGCCUUCAGAUCCGCUUCCUCCGGCUCUCUCCAACUCAGACAGGACUAUCACAACGCUGGGUUCGAUAUGUCACUCAUUCUGACUCCUACACCAUACGGAUCUGACCUAACCAGACGGAAAGAACAGUGAUCAAACUGCUGUGUGCCUCUUCCAGCCACAAUUUCAGUUUUAUUUUUAUAUUUUAUUUUGUUGGGACGUCUGUAAUAAUCUAUGCAUAUGAACAAAUUUGCAGUUUUGCUCCUUUCAUUUUUUUUUAUUUGAAAUAUACUGAAUCCAGAGAUUUUUGGAGAUAUAAAAAUAUUGUGUCAAGUAUGACUGUCAAAAUAGUGUUUCUUUAUUUAAAAUAAAAUAAGCCCAGAGGUGUAUAAAUAUUG